UAAAUUUUAAGCAGUUUUCUGAUGUAAGAAGCCUUCGUACAUACUUGCCUACUAUAUAAGUAUAAAUAAUAACACCAGAUUAAGAACAUUCCCAAAAUAUUCCUUACGUCAGGAGUGACUGAAACUCUCAAGUCACUCCGUCUUUGACGACCUAAUUAGUUAGCAGCGAAGGUCUUCUAUGACCCUCGCGCCACAACAAAAUGCAGAUGACAGCUGCCUCAUAAAUCAAACUGUCCCGGCAGCGGCCCAGGGGGUCCUGGUGCCUCUGCCGGAGCAACUUGACGAAAAGAGUCAACUCAACUCAGAAACCCAAACCCAAACCAUUCCUAGGUCUGGUGAAGAACGCGCGAACCAGAUGGAGCAUCCCCCUCCCGUCGCGAAUCCCGUCUUGCAACCAUCGUGCGAAAGCGACGACGACGAUGAGGAGUCCGACUUCCCGGAAGGCGGGCUGAGGGCCUGGCUCGUCGUCCUCGGCUCCUUCUGCUCCAUGGUCUCGGUGUACGGCAUCAUCAACGUCGCCGCCGUCUUCGAGUCGUACUUCUCCACACACCAGCUCGUCGGCUACAGCUCCUCGACCAUUGGCUGGAUCUUCAGCGUGUACCUAUUCAUCGUCUUCUUUUUCGGAAUCCAGGUCGGCCCCAUCUUCGACCGCUACGGGCCUAGGUAUUUGAUCGCCGUUGGCAGCGUGAUGUGCGUUGCGAGCCAAAUGCUGCUAGGGCUAUGCGAGGAGUACUACCAAAUCCUCCUAACCUACUCCGUCCUCGGCGGCCUCGGCGGCGCGCUCCUCAACGUGCCCGCCUACGGCGUGAUCGCGCACUUCUUCAAGGCGCGGCGCGGCCUCGCGACCGGCAUCGCCGCGACCUCGGGGUCCGUCGGCGGCGUCGCCUUCCCGCUGUUCCUGCAGGCCGUGAUCCCGCGCCUCGGCUUCGCCUGGGCGACGCGCCUCAUCGGCUUCAUGCUGCUCUUCCUCGCGCUGGUCUCCAACCUGCUCGUGCGCUCGCGCCUGCCGCCCAGCCCGCGCCCGCUGCGCGUGAGCCCCGACUGGUCCCUCUUCCGCGACCUCAAGUUCGCCCUCUGCUGCGCCGGCGUCUGGUUCAUGGAGUGGGGCAUCUUCACCCCGCUCACCUACAUCGUCUCCUACGCGAGCGCCCACGGCCAGGACUCGCGCGACGCGUACACCCUGCUCGCCCUCCUCAGCGCCGGAUCCUUCUUCGGCCGCUUCUUGCCCGGCUUCUGGGCCGACCGCUUCGGCCGCUUCAACGUCAUCACGCUGACGAAUGCGCUGUGCGUCGUCACCGUGCUCGCCUUCUGGCUGCCGGCCGGCGACUCGCGACCCUUGCUGAUUACGUUCGCGUUGACCUUCGGCUUCGCUUCCGGCAGCAACCUAGGCCUGUACCCCGUGUGCAUCGGCCAGUUAUGCGAGGCUAGGGAGUAUGGUCGCUUCUUCUCGACCGCCAUGAUGGUCGGCAGUUUCGGCACCCUGUCUAGUCUGCCCAUCGCUGGCGCACUGCUGGGCCUUGGGAGUAACGAGGAGCAGGGCUGGCUAGCGGUGAUCCUCUUCACGGCACUGUCGUACGCUAUUGCCAUGAGCUGCUUCCUUGGGGCCAGGGUGUUGGCGGUUAGCUGGGGAGUGACAAAGGUGUAUUGAGUAACUACGUCUAAAUAUUGGCGUCGUUUAAGGGAAGGGGGCGUGUAUUGUUGUCUUACGCGGGUGGGGUAGGAGAAAAUGUUGAUGAGAAGGGGUAGUAAGUAAAGGUGUAGUGUAAAGGGGUUGGUCGAUUUUUAAGGGGUAUUGGUGGUUAAGAUGUAGUAAAUAGUGAUUGGGGACGGCGGUGAUUAAAAUCGUAUAUGUAUGACAAGAUAACAUGAGACGGAGAGCUCUCAUGCUGAGGUCGUGAUGCCGUACACGUAUUAGAUCUAACCUAUAUAUAUACCUGUUC
Annulohypoxylon truncatum is the source of this 1940-nucleotide messenger RNA. Its product is annotated as MFS general substrate transporter. The coding region runs from base 179 to 1648 and encodes 489 amino acids. Gene Ontology annotation, cellular component: fungal-type vacuole membrane. Lineage: Eukaryota; Fungi; Ascomycota; Sordariomycetes; Xylariales; Hypoxylaceae. Gene Ontology annotation, biological process: protein histidyl modification to diphthamide; transmembrane transport. The record is from RefSeq and is a predicted model, not a curated record. The transcript has 2 exons. Gene Ontology annotation, molecular function: 2-(3-amino-3-carboxypropyl)histidine synthase activity; transmembrane transporter activity.